Messenger RNA from Malaya genurostris, 808 nucleotides. RefSeq lists its product as uncharacterized. The record is from RefSeq and is a predicted model, not a curated record. Lineage: Eukaryota; Metazoa; Arthropoda; Insecta; Diptera; Culicidae. Gene Ontology annotation, molecular function: odorant binding. The transcript is spliced from 3 exons. The coding region runs from base 103 to 510 and encodes 135 amino acids.
UAAAUGUGAGGAAAACACUAAAUAUCGACCAUUUAAAUAGCCUACAAGCUUUGAAAACGACUCAGAUAACAAGAGAAACACGCCCUGGCAAUAGACAUUAGAAUGAACUCCAUUGCAAUUGUGAUGACGUUGGCACUAGCAGUUUUGUCUCAGGCAGAGUUUUCGCCAGAACAGCAAAUGAUAAUGGAUGCAUUCAUUGGAAAAUGUUCUGAAGAAUCCGAUAAGCAGUUAGACGGUGAUAUAUUAGUACUAUAUAAAUACAAUGGAACCUAUUUCCCGGACGAUGAAAGCUCUAAGAAAUUUGUCGCUUGUACUCUAAUGGAGAUCGAUGCGUUGGUUGAUGGUGAAAUUCAACAGGAAAACUAUAUCAACUUUCUUUCCGAGGGUCACGACUUCCCGUCCCUAGCAGGCAUUACCGAUAUAUGCGCCAGAGUAGACGGAGAUACCAACGUCGAUAAAGGGUACAACUUUUACAAGUGUGUCUGGGCUGCCAAGGACUUUGACCUGUAACAAAUGAAUGAAAGCAGAUCUGUGAUGAAAGAAAAUACUUGGUAUAAAAAUGACGCGCUCAUCAAAACACGUAAAAAAUGUUCUUUUUGAUUAUUAUAUUAAUAUCAUCUUGUUUCUCACAGUGUCUUGAAAAACAUGUAUAAGCAUUCACGCAGAGAAAUAGAACACAUUAAGUUCUAAUAUAUUAAGUCUUUAAAUCAACUUCAAACAUUUGUACGAAUCAAAUGAAACUCUCUUUGAAUUAAACUUAGUGUGACAAAGCAUAUAAGAUUUAAAUAUAUUAAGAUAUGGAAUUAAA